UUUAAAGAAGUUAUACUUGUAUAAUCUAGGACCGCAUUAACUUUUCUUAGACUCGAAUUCGAUUAAUUUAUACAUCUACAACACUACAUACACAAACAAAUACAUUUAUAAUAAUACUCGUCUCUUAGGGCCAUAGUGCGAAGACUUGGUCUUUUGCUUCUUCUUCACCUUUCUCUACUUCAUUUCCAAGCUUUCUAUAUAUUUUCUUCUGUACUUUUAAUAAAUUUUCCGCUUGUCUGCUAUCUCUCACAUUAAAUCUAAACCUAAAUCAUUAGAAUCCCAAACUAAGCUUUAAUAAUCUUUAAUCCUCCGUUUAAAAAUAUAUUUUGUUUUUUUUUUGGCUUUCUUUUCGAUAUAGGCAUGGAUGGUCUCAAUAUGGGAACAACCUCUCGCUACGUCCACAACGUAGAAGGCGGUGGUGCCGGCCAGUUCUCCACCGACAACCACCACGAAGAUGACGGUGGCGCUGGAGGAAACCACCAUCAUAAACAUCACCAAAGUUUAGAUUUAAUAGCUUCUAAUGACAACUCCGGUCUGGGAGGCGGAGGUGGUGGUGGAGGAAGCGGUGACCUCGUUAUGCGGCGGCCACGUGGGCGUCCAGCUGGAUCGAAGAACAAACCAAAACCUCCGGUGAUAGUCACGCGCGAGAGCGCAAACACUCUUAGGGCUCACAUUCUCGAAGUCGGAAGUGGCUGCGACGUCUUCGAGUGCAUCUCCACUUACGCGCGGCGGAGACAGCGCGGGAUUUGCGUUCUGUCCGGAACCGGAACCGUCACUAACGUCAGCAUCCGUCAGGCGACGGCGGCCGGAUCUGUAGUGACUCUUCGAGGCACUUUCGAGAUUCUUUCCCUAUCUGGAUCUUUUCUUCCGCCGCCUGCUCCUCCAGGAGCGACGAGUUUGACUAUAUUCAUCGCCGGAGCUCAGGGGCAGGUCGUCGGAGGUAACGUUGUUGGAGAAUUGAUGGCGGCGGGGCCGGUGAUGGUCAUGGCGGCGUCUUUUACGAACGUGGCUUACGAAAGGUUGCCUUUGGACGAGCAUGAGGAGCAGUUACAGGUUCAAAGCGGCGGUGGAGGAGGAGGGAAUAUGUACAUGGAAGCCAACGGCGGUGGCGCAGGGUUGCCGUUCUUUAAUCUGCCGAGUUUGCCUCAUAUGGGAGCUGAAAACUGGCAGGGAAAUUCCACCGGCGCCGGUAGGGCUCCGUUUUAGCUACUUUUUUUUUACACAAACUUCAAUUUGGUUUUUCUCUUUUGUUUUUAUGGAAUUUAUGAAACUAUGAUUUUUGUUUGUUAAACAAUUUGUUCAAUAUUGAGCCCUCAGUCCAUGGUUAUUAGUUCUUACUUAGGUCAUUGGAUUAUCGUAUAAAGUUUCGAAAAAAUAUUCCACUUAUGAAUGACUAGCUCAUAGAUCGAUAUGUUUUUUA
Messenger RNA from Raphanus sativus (radish), 1420 nucleotides. RefSeq names its product AT-hook motif nuclear-localized protein 21. The transcript has a single exon. Bases 361 to 1206 code for a protein of 281 amino acids. Gene Ontology annotation, cellular component: nucleus. Gene Ontology annotation, molecular function: DNA-binding transcription factor activity; minor groove of adenine-thymine-rich DNA binding. The record is from RefSeq and is a predicted model, not a curated record. Lineage: Eukaryota; Viridiplantae; Streptophyta; Magnoliopsida; Brassicales; Brassicaceae.